AUGGAUGGGUGCAUUGAGCUGAGCUCGAUAUCUGGCGCUGAAGUCACCGUGCACGACGAGCUCCCGGCGAACGACGCUGACGCGGCCUUCAAGAAGGUAGCGGCCAAGUUGAAGCCAACCAUAACCAAGGGCAACGACGCGACUAACGCGGCGGGCGAUGCGGAUGGCAACUACGUGAAGGUCAAGCUGCCCGACACGAAGAAGAGGAAGGCCGGCGCCGACAGCGACGACGAGGACUAUGUUCCCUACGACGCUCUCUUCGGACCCAUCGUCAAGUCUAAAGGCAGCAGCGGCGACCGCGAGAAACGAGCGGACGCCGAGCAGUUCGCAAAGGCAGGCUUGUUGGAGUGCCAGGGCGUGGUCCAUAGGCUCGAAGACGAGCAGAUGGCCCACGGAGUCACGACGACCAACAUGACUUCACUCAAGAAGAGGAUGAACAUCGCUCUAGGACCUGAUAAGAUUAAGAUCCUCACGUCGGGCUCGGAGGAGUUGAUCACUGGGGCCAGCGGCGCCUUGGACAGCGUCGACCAGCUCCUCGGCGAGAUGAACGAUAUCAAUUCCAAGAUCGAUGCUGCUACGCCACUGGUCACCAAGCUUCAGAGCAAGCAGGCCAUUGCCGACAAGGACUUCGAACGCGCCGCGGCGGUGGUGCAAUGGAGCGGCGGCGGUGGGAGCGGACGCGGAGUCACGUUGCAGGCUCAGAUUCACGAUCAGUCGAAGGCUGCCCCCAUCCAGGAGAAGUUAAUCAUGCGGCAGCUCCUGGACACAGUCAGGACGACUGAUGUUAACAAGCCCAAGUCACUCGACAUGAUGAUGAAAACGCUCCAGGCGCUCACUGCGCCCGUGGCGAUCAUCGAGAACGUCGAGGAGACCGUGACAUUCAAGCCCCAGUUGGACCAGAUGGCAAAGGUAAUGGGAUGCAUGCCUCAUAUCACGGACUCGCUCCCAGCCGAGGAGAAGGCGCGGGCUUUGACAGAGGGAGCGGCUGCGAAGACCAAGAUCAACGAGGAUCGCAACCACAGGUUCCAUAAGAUCUGCUUCUUUCUGCCCGCCGGGCGGCACAUCGCGGCCAAGAUUGACGAGCUUGUGUUGCAGUCCAAGCAAGACCUCAAGUGCCCGCAGAACCUUGACAAGCCGGCGUCGUCGAUCUCCACUGUGCCAGUAUUCGCGCCGAAGACUGACGCUGAUCUCCGCGGCCCUAUCGUAAUCGACAACCGCAAAAAUCUCAAGACUUUCUGCAUCAAUGCGCUGGAGCUCGAUGGGAAGCUUUCCGAAGGCUACAAGCAGCUCAAUGCGAGCAAGAUGAAGCAGGUCUUCGACCAUAGAGACGCCAUCGUCAACUCCAUCGUUGCGCACUGCAGGCAUCGCCAGAAGGUCGCCCUAGAGGACGCGGUUACACGCGUGAACCAAGUCUUGAAACUCACGGACGGGCUCAGCGGCAACGUCGACGGCGAGUUUUUGACCAAGAUCUCCGAGAGCUUCGACAAGGCGCUCACGGAGUUCGGGUCGAUGAAGCAGCUCGGCAUCAACGACAUUGCCGGCGUGGAUAAGGCCAAGGAGGUCGACGAGCUUUUUCAGUCGGGGAAGGUGGCCGCGCAGCAUCUGAAGGAGCUGAUCCCCGCCAUCGCCGAGGUCUCCAAGAAGAAGAAGACGGGCCUUGAUGUCAGGACGGCCCAGGUCAAGGGUCUGGCGGACUACUUUGCGCAGCUCGGGCCCAGAGCCGCGCGCGUCGCAAGUUGGGCUGGGGAAGAGGUUGCCAAGUUCGAGGGUUGGAUGAGGACUGAGGUCACGAAAGCUCUCUCCACGAAGGUCGUGCAGACGACCGCGCCCUUCCAGAGGUGGGAGUUAGGAUUUAGGGGCAUUGAAACAAUCUGCCCCUCUAGUUUCGCUAAGCUGGUGGCCGAGUGGCUCGACAAGGCGCCCGAGCAGACUGAGGGUCAGCCAGAGGCAGUUCUUGAUCCAGAACUGGCCCUACAUGAGGGAACGACUACUUUCUUGAAGGUGAUCUUUCUGAAGGAGAAGGUUGGCGAGGUUACCGAGUUGGCGAGCCUCGCCCGCUUGGGCGUUUACUUCGACAAGUUCGCCAAAUGGCUCGGCGUGGGUUUCGUAUGCAACACCUCGCCCACUGCGCUCCGUGCAGGCCUGCUCAUCUUGACCCAGCCGAUCUUGCACGUGGGGCAACGCGUGGUGAAGAGCGAUGAUGUGGCUAAAACCUUUAACAACGCAGAGUUGAGUUCAAAGGGUGAUGUGCAUAUCAAAACGAUGCAGGACAUCCACUCCAGCGUUCAGUUCGUUGCCCUCGCGGAGAAGAUGGUCAACUCGAUGAAGUCUGCUGAGGGCCUGGGGCCCAGGGCUCUUGAGCGGGCGGUGUCCAUCCUCAAGGCAAGCCGCGAUCGUUUCGACGCCGCAGCCACGGCGGUCCUCGACUCGGGCGUUGCGGCCGGCGCCAGCCUGAUUACGGAUUUCCAGAAGCUGAUGGCGGGUGAAAAACUGACUAAACUGACUUCCCUCUGCAACGAGGGCGACUACACGACCGACCGCAUCAACAAUAUCAUGGAUUUGGUCAAGAGCGAGGAAGCUGUGGAGUACUACAGAACGUUCAAGAAGUCCCAGAAGGCCAAGACUUGCCUGGAAAACAUUCGCAAGACUGCCAUCACCAUCAAGGACACGAUGAACAUCGAGAUUGCCGUUGCCAAGCUGGACGCUUGCAUCGGGACUUACACGGGCGAUGAGUACGCGAGCUAUCAUAACGUGAUGGGCAUUCUGCUUUGCUCGCAGACGAUCUGGAGGGACCUUCAGCCCGGCGAGUCCCGCGACGCCAUGGCCGAGCAGUGCCUUAAGACCGUCGAGGAUCUCACGAUCCCGGCCCCGCUGGGGAUCGCGCUGAAGCAGCUCAGCACCAAGGAGAAG
Prorocentrum cordatum is the source of this 2910-nucleotide messenger RNA. Lineage: Eukaryota; Dinophyceae; Prorocentrales; Prorocentraceae. The record is from the annotation of a GenBank genome assembly.